UAGAUGUGUGGUUAGAAUAUAUCACGAGUAUUGACAACAAAACGUUCUACACUUAUUACUUGAGCAAGACUGACUCUCCAAGUCAUAAUCUUUAUCAAAUUUUGAAUCAUGAAGGGUGCUACUUUGGUUAUGGUAUCUUGUGUUUUCAUAUGUUUCAUUCUAAGUCAUGGUAAAGACGGGGACUGUUGGGAUGAAAUCCCAUUCCCUGGAAAAUGCAGCAAACAAGGAAAAAAGGAAUGCUUCAAAGAAAUGCUUUCGAAGAACAUUACAAGACGCUUUGUUCGCUGCAACUGUAUAAACUGGGAACCUGACAAAUCAGGUGAGGAAGGACAUAAUGUAAAACAUAGUCAUGAGCAUACAGAGCAUCAACAUAUCUGCCAAUGUCUCAGAGUUGUUGCCGGUGAUUGUUUGCCAUACGGAAAAGCGUAACAGAGUUUUUGGUGGUAAUCUGAUGUUAUUUUCUUCAAAUUAUAUUUCUUUUCAUCUUAGUAAAGGCAAUAAGAUUAUGCGUUAUCAAUUAUAACGGACUAUAUAUGCGUAUUUCAUUCAAUUUCAUUUUAUUUUAUUUUUGUUUGCUAUCGACAUUUCCAAAUCUAUAUUGAUAAAAGAGGCCACGGCUCUAUUUA
This is a messenger RNA of Brassica napus (rape), 626 nucleotides long. Its product is annotated as putative defensin-like protein 233. Gene Ontology annotation, biological process: signal transduction. The record is from RefSeq and is a predicted model, not a curated record. The transcript has 2 exons. Bases 109 to 429 code for a protein of 106 amino acids. Lineage: Eukaryota; Viridiplantae; Streptophyta; Magnoliopsida; Brassicales; Brassicaceae.